Entamoeba nuttalli P19 is the source of this 411-nucleotide messenger RNA. RefSeq names its product actinin family protein, putative. The record is from RefSeq and is a predicted model, not a curated record. Gene Ontology annotation, molecular function: calcium ion binding. The transcript has a single exon. Bases 1 to 411 code for a protein of 136 amino acids. Lineage: Eukaryota; Evosea; Mastigamoebida; Endamoebidae.
AUGAAAAUGAAUAAUGAUACUAUCAAAAGAUUAAUGUUAAUAUUUGAUGCUGACAAUAAUGGUUCUAUUGGAUUCUAUGAAUUUAUUGCUCUUUACAAUUGGGUAAAAUUAUGUAUUGCAACAUUUAAACAUUUUGAUGUUGAUCAAAGUGGUUCAUUAGAUAUUACAGAACUUCAAGUAGCACUUCCUCAAUUAGGAUUCAAUUUAAAUAAACAAAGUUGUGAUGCAUUAAUUAGAGCAAACAAAAAUUUAAUAGGGAAAAAGAAAUUAAACCAAGUUCAAUUUAUUUGUGCCACUUCUUAUCUUGCACAAUGUCGAACAAUUUACCAAUUGACUUUUGACACUCAUAGAGAUCAAUUAGAUCCAGUAGAAUUUGAUAAGUUUAUCAACUUAGUUCUUGGACUUAUUUGA